CAGACUGUUAUCGAAGUCGAGUAUGCUCUUCCUCUUCGAUAAACGCAAUAUUUUGCAAUAAAGUAAAUUAGUUUUAAAACCACAGUGGCGAGCACUUUCUGAGCAACUCGGCAGCCGCAAGCACUGUUCGCGCGUAUCCGGUGCACAGGGUGAGCCCUUCGCGAACGCGAUACACCCCACUACGCUCGAAUUGUCCCGAAAUCGUUGUUUUUGUUGUGUGUGGUGUUGGCUAGUGUUGUGCUCUUCAUUGCCUUCCGUUUUUGCUCUGUGUAUCUGUGCUCGGGUUCACCAAUCCAAUCGCAACGGCCAACUGAUGAGUCUCAAUUGUGUCCAUUAACGCGACGCGAGUAGCACCCACCCACCCUCCUCCUCCCCCCUCCAACACUUGCCAGUUGGGCCCGCGCCCCACUUCACACCAUCACCGCCAACGCCAGCGCCCCACCCGCAACCCCUCCUCCAAAUCCGAAACGAAAACCAAAUCCCAAUCCAUAUAGUAAUACCCAACCCAACCACUGCGAGAUGGCCAGCAGCAGUAGCAGCAACAGUUUUGGGGGCGUGGCCGGCGUGAACGGGGAUCUGUGGCGCGAGUGCGUCGCCUGGCUGACCAGGUGCAAGGUCAUUCCGCCCGACCACAAGGCCGCCCAGCCGGACGCCGAGAUCCGCAUCCUGGCGAUGACGCUGCGCGACGGCGUGCUGCUCUGCAACCUGGUCAUCCACCUGGACCCCAGCAGCUUGGAUCCGCGCGAGUUCAAUCGCAAGCCGCAAAUGGCACAGUUCCUGUGCAGCAAGAACAUCAAGUUGUUCCUGGACGUGUGCCACAACAACUUCGGGAUCCGGGACGCCGAUCUCUUCGAGCCGACAAUGCUGUACGACCUGACCAACUUCCACCGUGUCCUCAUCACGCUCUCCAAGUUGUCGCAGUGCCGCAAGGUGCAGCAACUGCAUCCGGAUCUUAUUGGCUUCAACCUACAGCUUUCGCCCACGGAGCGUUCCCAUUCGGACGAGGCCAUCUACAAGGACCUGCAUUCCACUACCACCGACAAUAUUGCAUGCAAUGGAACCGGUUACGACCACACCAACACAAAAGAGGAGGAGGUGUACCAAGACCUGUGCGCCCUGCACAGGACGAGUAGAAGCCAGACCGCCUCGUCGACGAGCUUUGAGCAGCGCGACUAUGUCAUCCGCGAGCUGAUCGACACGGAGUCCAAUUACCUGGACGUUCUCACUGCGCUGAAGACCAAGUUUAUGGGUCCGCUGGAGCGGCAUCUCAACCAGGACGAGCUGCGUCUCAUAUUCCCGCGCAUCAGAGAGCUGGUCGACAUCCAUACAAAGUUCCUGGACAAACUAAGGGAAUCGCUGACGCCCAAUGCCAAAGUGAAGAUGGCCCAGGUGUUUCUCGACUUCCGCGAACCCUUCCUCAUCUACGGCGAGUUCUGCUCCCUCCUGCUGGGCGCCAUUGACUAUUUGGCGGAUGUGUGCAAGAAGAACCAGAUCAUCGAUCAGCUGGUGCAGAAGUGCGAGCGGGACUACAAUGUGGGCAAACUGCAGCUACGUGACAUACUCUCAGUGCCCAUGCAGCGCAUUCUCAAGUACCAUCUGCUGCUGGACAAGCUGGUGAAGGAGACAUCGCCGCUGCACGACGAUUACCGCUCGCUGGAGCGGGCCAAGGAGGCGAUGAUAGACGUGUCGCAAUAUAUCAACGAGGUGAAACGCGACUCCGAUCACCUGGUCAUCAUACAGAAGGUGAAGGACAGCAUCUGCGAUAUUCAUCUGCUGCAGAAUGGCAACGGCAGCGAUCUGCUGCAGUACGGCCGCCUGCUUCUCGACGGUGAGCUGCACAUUAAGGCGCACGAGGACCAGAAGACCAAGCUGCGAUACGCCUUCGUUUUCGACAAGAUCCUCAUCAUGGUGAAGGCGCUGCAUAUCAAGACGGGCGACAUGCAGUACACCUACCGCGACUCCCACAACCUGGCCGACUAUCGCGUGGAGCAGAGCCAUUCGCGACGCACUAUUGGCCGCGAUACGCGAUUCAAGUACCAGCUCCUCCUGGCCCGCAAGUCGGGCAAGACAGCCUUCACUUUGUACCUGAAAUCGGAGCACGAGCGGGACAAGUGGCGCAAGGCGCUCACCGAGGCCAUGGAAAGCCUGGAACCGCCUGGCUGCCAAAGCACAGACCACAAAAUGGAGAUCUACACGUUUGACGCCCCGACAACGUGCCGUCACUGCUCCAAGUUCCUCAAGGGCCGCAUCCACCAGGGCUAUCGAUGCAAGGUGUGCCAGAUCAGCGUGCACAAGGGCUGCAUCUCGUCGACGGGUCGCUGCAAACAGAAUCCGGUAAGUGUGCCGCCACCCGUCUGCGAUCGUCAGUUGUCCGAGUUCAAUUGGUUUGCGGGCAACAUGGAUCGGGAGACGGCGGCCCACCGGCUGGAGAACCGGCGCAUAGGCACCUACCUGUUGCGAGUUCGUCCGCAGGGCCCAUCCACUGCCCACGAGACGAUGUAUGCGCUUAGCCUAAAGACCGAUGAUAAUGUGAUCAAGCACAUGAAAAUCAACCAGGAGAACUCCGGCGACUCCAUGCUGUACUGCUUAUCCUCGCGAAGGCAUUUCAAGACCAUUGUCGAGCUGGUCUCCUAUUAUGAACGCAACGAUCUGGGCGAGAACUUUGCGGGGCUCAAUCAGUCGCUGCAGUGGCCCUACAAGGAGGUGAUCGCCACCGCUCUCUACGACUACGAACCAAAGGCGGGCAGCAAUCAGCUGCAGCUGCGCACUGACUGCCAGGUGCUGGUCAUUGGCAAGGAUGGGGACAGCAAGGGCUGGUGGCGUGGCAAAAUCGGCGAUACGGUGGGCUACUUUCCCAAGGAGUAUGUGCAGGAGCAGAAAUUGGCCAGCGAAGAGCUUUGAUAUUACAACUACGAGGUUUACUUUGCACCCAAGGCCAUUACGCCCACAGCGGCAGCCAUUGCUGAAUUGCCAGGAGCAGGAAAUGGAGCUGCAACUGGAAGUGGAAGUGGAUGUGGAACUGGAACUGGAACUGGAGAAGCUGUAGCUGCAGGCGGAGCCAUUCGAGGAGCCGCCAUCGAGGAGGCCGUGGCCGAUGUCGCCAGUCACAGCAACAACAAUUGCAGCUAGAUCGUAGCCUAGUUAAAUGUAUACCUUAAAAUGUAACUUGUUUUUAUUCGUGAUUAAGCCUAUUUUGUUUGCCUUCCUUUUAUUUUCUUUUCUUUUUUUCUUUUUUUUUUUUGCGUCGUCUGCUCGAAACAUUUGUGCCAAUCACCGGAAAAUUACAAAAUCCACAGCAAGCAGCAAUGUUUGUGUGAGAAUGUUUAACGUUUCAAUUGUUUACAACUAUAUAUUGCAAAUAUAUAAAUCUGAGUGUACAUGCUUACAUUUCUAAGAAACUUUAUAGCCACUUAAGUUGUAUAUGUGCGUUUCUUUUAUUUGUUUUAUUUUUUUUUUUCUUUCUCGUUCUUAACUUGUAAUCGUCCCACGUCGAGUGAGGGUUGUGCGAAUGAAAUGAAAUGGAAGGGAAUGCGUAUUUCCAUAGAAACAAAGCUUUAAGAUUUAUAUUCAUAUUAUUGUACUUGUACUGGUAGAUAUUUAACCCUAGUUGAAACGCAAAUGUUAACAUAACGAAAGCAACGCAGCCACAAAAUGUUCGAACAGAGAAUAAGAAUACCACAAUGAAGUAGUAACGACGAUAAGGAAGUAAAAGCUUUAGAAAUAACGAUAGCCGUCAUAUUUACACGAUGAUCAACAUUUUAGGCCAGCCAAUUUAUAGAUAUCUAUACCUAUAACUAUAACUAUACCUAAUAACUAUAACUAACUAUAAUGUACCUAUUUAUAUAGCCAACGAAUCACCUUGCGAACUUGAUGGAUGAUGAGUCGAAAAUGUGUAGUUAGCAAACGCAACGAUGUUCUUGAUAAUGCAAAAAAAAGAUACGAAAGUUUAUUCCGCAAAUAUCAGUCAAAUAUCAUGUUCCCAUUGCCACUAAAUUCGAACUAGUAUUAUUAAUUGCUUAUUCCUAAGCUUUUCAAUGUCAUAUUAGCUGCAUUAAUUGGUGUCAUCAAAAUUGUGUUAAUCAAAAACUAAGCCCCGCUUGAAUGAAAGUUGAGAACGGUGGCAAUUGCUAGGUAAACUAUUUCUAACUAUUUCGCACAGCACUAGGAAUAUGCAAUGUCAUUUUUUAUGCGCACCAAGCACCGGAGCAACAAUAGAUUUAAAAAUGCAUACUAAAAUGCUAGGCUAGAGUGUCGGUUUCAAAAUCUUUUCAUGUGCUAAGUGUUCAAGUUGUGUGUGUGUUUGAGUUGAGGUUUCAAAUUGAAGACACUUCGAUUUCAUUUCGUCGAAUGUCGAAUCCGAAUAGUUAACGUUAGCGAUUCCCAAAGCCAAAGCUGCAUUUAUCACCAGCUGCUAUAGCCGUCUCUUUCGCCGCUCGCCUGCUGUCCCUUUCCCUUUCGCAUCGGCAGCUCCAAAAUUAUUGUUAAGUAAAUGUUGUUCGUUUCAAUUGCAAAUUGUCGCAUCCAGUUUAAUGCCAAUGUAAUGAUGUUUGUGGUUUUUACAAAUAAAUGAAAUGGUUGGGAAAUCGACGAGAGCGCUCCCCUC
Messenger RNA from Drosophila melanogaster (fruit fly), 4603 nucleotides. It is a transcript of the gene Vav, whose product is annotated as Vav guanine nucleotide exchange factor. NCBI's taxonomy places the organism in Eukaryota, Metazoa, Arthropoda, Insecta, Diptera, Drosophilidae. The record is from RefSeq and is marked reviewed. Bases 520 to 2901 code for a protein of 793 amino acids. Gene Ontology annotation, biological process: animal gross anatomical part developmental process; anatomical structure morphogenesis; signal transduction. The transcript is spliced from 10 exons. Gene Ontology annotation, molecular function: diacylglycerol binding; guanyl-nucleotide exchange factor activity.